Messenger RNA from Gopherus evgoodei (Goodes thornscrub tortoise), 1327 nucleotides. It is a transcript of the gene IMP3, whose product is annotated as IMP U3 small nucleolar ribonucleoprotein 3. The transcript has a single exon. Gene Ontology annotation, molecular function: structural constituent of ribosome; snoRNA binding; rRNA binding. The coding region runs from base 45 to 602 and encodes 185 amino acids. The record is from RefSeq and is a predicted model, not a curated record. Gene Ontology annotation, biological process: rRNA processing. Gene Ontology annotation, cellular component: Mpp10 complex; small ribosomal subunit; small-subunit processome. Lineage: Eukaryota; Metazoa; Chordata; Testudines; Testudinidae.
CGGCCCAGCCUCGGCCCCGCCAGCGCCCGGCCCCCCGCGGCAGGAUGGUGCGGAAGCUGAAGUUCCACGAGCAGAAGCUGCUGAAGCGGCUGGACCUGGUGAGCUGGGAGGCGGCCUCGGGGAACCUGGCCGAGCUGCGGGUGCUGCGGCGCUACCGCCUGCAGCGCCGGGAGGACUACACGCGCUACAACCAGCUGAGCCGGGCUGUGCGGGAGCUGGCGCGCCGCAUCCGCGACCUGGGCCAGGCCCACGCCGCCUUCCGGGCCCGCUGCACCGCCGCGCUGCUGGAGAAGCUCUACGGGCUGGGGCUGGUGAGCUCCAAGCACUCGCUGGAGCUGUGCGACCGGGUCUCGGCCAGCUCCUUCUGCCGCCGCCGCCUGCCCUGGCUGCUGCUCCGGCUCCGCAUGGCCCAGAAGCUGCGCGACGCCGUCACCUUCAUCGAGCAGGGACACGUGCGGGUGGGGCCCGAGGUGGUGACCGACCCCGCCUACCUGGUGACCCGGGCCAUGGAGGAUUUCAUCACCUGGACCGACUCGUCCCGCAUCCGCCAGCACGUGCUGAACUACAACCAGGAGAGGGAUGACUUCGACCUGGCCUGCUAGGAUAAUCCACCCCACCAGCCUGAGAGGAGACUCUGGACCCGGAUAUGCUGCCUCUCCAUGCCGCGGGGAGUGGGGCUUGGCCUGCAUGUGCUGCCCAGGCCCAAUUCUGUGUGUCACCUCCCCCUCCAAAGGGAUUCCUGGCCCAGAUGGGCCUUGUCUGAUACCACCCACCACCUCUGCAAAGGGCUCUUGGCUCACUUGUGCUACUAUGCCUGCUUCCGACCACCUCCCUGUGAAGGGAUCCUGGCCAGGUGGGCUGAGGCCAGUAACACCCACCUCCUGUAGGAAGGGACUUCUGACCAGAUGGGCUGUAAGUCACUGUCUCCAAGCCUCUGCCACCUCUGUGACAUUGUACCCUCCUGCUGCAAAGACCAUUAGCAGAACAGACAGAAUGGUGGUGUUGUGUUGUCACCAUCAAAGGGGUAUCUAGAAGGGACUGAUGAACAAAUGCUCUCCUGGCCAGGAAAACAAUGUAGAGGGUGACUGAAGAUGUAAAUGCUGUUGCACAAACGUGAUGGUGGAACAGAUACAGGUUUUAUACUUUGUCUUGUCAAAGAGUUUCUCUCUCAACAAUAGUCUCUCCUUCAAAAAUAAAUCAACAGGGAUAGUUCUGUUUUCAGAAUUAAACUUUGCUAGUUAUGCUAACAUUGUAAUCUGUAGCAAUAGCUAAAACAGUCCUCAUGACUUUCUAACGUUUAAUAAAGCUGAAAUUACUUGUCUUACAA